Molecule: messenger RNA, 1788 nt
Organism: Spinacia oleracea (spinach)
Lineage: Eukaryota; Viridiplantae; Streptophyta; Magnoliopsida; Caryophyllales; Amaranthaceae
Product: chorismate synthase 1, chloroplastic
Exons: 13
Coding region: 225-1538 (437 amino acids)
Biological process (GO): aromatic amino acid biosynthetic process; chorismate biosynthetic process
Cellular component (GO): cytosol
Molecular function (GO): FMN binding; chorismate synthase activity
Source: RefSeq, a predicted model, not a curated record
UGUGUCAUUUUGGCGGAGAACGGCACAUACGAGUAUACGACGGCCAACCUGUAAAAAUACCCACCUACCCUUCCAUGCUCACCAACCCCGUCCCUCAGCGUUCACAGAAAAUAUCCAAUACUUUUUUUUAAAAAUAUAUAGUCUUCCAUAUUCCAAAUUAUUCUCUACUUUUCUGCUCUAAUUUUAAGCUUAUUCUCAACUUUUGGCUCAAAGCUUCUGAAUCAAUGGCGUCGUCUCUCUCCUCCAAACAAUUCUUGGGUUCUGCAACUUCCAAUGCUUCAUCCACGCUCGGAUCUGCGCAUUCUGGCUUCCGCAAGCUAUCGUCUCCUCCUGCUCAAAUCUCAUUCCGCCGAACACCUCGGAAAUCUGAAAUUCAAGCUGCAGGAAGUACAUAUGGAAAUUAUUUCCGUGUUACGACAUACGGAGAAUCACAUGGUGGUGGCGUUGGUUGUGUGGUUGAUGGCGUCCCACCCAGACUUCCUUUAUCCGAAGAAGAUUUACAAUUAGAUCUUGAUAGAAGGAGGCCUGGCCAAAGCCGGAUUACUACCCCGAGGAAAGAGACGGAUACAUGCAAAAUUAUUUCAGGCGUUUCUGAAGGAUUGACUACUGGAUCACCAAUUGCAGUGAAUGUACCAAAUACUGAUCAAAGAGGAAAUGAUUACACCGAGAUGUCAAAAGCUUAUAGGCCUUCGCAUGCUGAUGCAACUUAUGAUUUCAAGUAUGGUGUUAGAUCCGUACAGGGUGGUGGAAGAUCUUCUGCUAGAGAAACUAUUGGAAGAGUUGCUGCUGGAGCCAUAGCUAAGAAGAUACUUAAGAAGUUCGCAGGAACUGAGGUCCUUGCUUAUGUAUCCCAAGUGCACAAGGUUGUUCUGCCGGAGGGAUUAGUUGAUAAUGAAACAUUGACUCUUGAACAGAUAGAGAGUAACAUUGUCAGAUGUCCUGAUCCAGAGUACGCAGAAAAAAUGAUUGCAGCUAUAGAUGCAGUUAGAGUGAAAGGAGAUUCCGUUGGUGGUGCUGUCACUUGUAUAGUUAGAAAUGCUCCACGUGGACUUGGUUCACCAGUUUUUGACAAACUCGAAGCUGAGUUGGCUAAAGCUGCUCUAUCAUUACCUGCAACAAAGGGUUUUGAGUUUGGCAGCGGCUUUGCAGGUACCUUUAUGACUGGUAGUGAACACAAUGAUGAGUUUUACAUGGAUGAACAAGGGAAGAUUAGGACAAAAACAAACCGUUCUGGUGGUGUACAGGGAGGAAUAUCUAAUGGUGAAACUAUUUACAUGAAAAUAGGCUUCAAGCCGACCUCUACAAUAGGAAAGAAACAGCAUACUGUUACAAGAAGUAAAGAGGAAACAGAUCUUAUUGCCCGAGGGCGGCAUGAUCCCUGUGUUGUCCCACGAGCCGUACCAAUGGUGGAAGCAAUGGUAGCGCUGGUGCUUGUUGAUCAAUUGAUGGCACAAUAUGCGCAAUGUCAGCUAUUCCCCAUCAAUCCCGACCUGCAGGAACCCAUGGAGUUACCAAAGCUAGAUGAAGCUAGUGUCUAAGUUUCGCCAUUGCCAGUUUUGUGUGUAAUCCUGUACAUUAGGAUUCCUUUAUGCUAUUUGUAUCUUAUAUUACAGCGCAGUUUCAUUUGUAUCUUAUUUGAACUUGUACUUUUUUCAUGCAAUUCUUUUAAAAUUUUGUUCCACAAUGGAACAAAUUGGAUUCAAUAAAGCUCUUCAGUUGAUCAUAAUACUUACUAUGUAAUUAUUUAUGUAUCAUAUUAUCAUGUGUGUAAUGUACUUGUACUUCCUA